Molecule: messenger RNA, 7630 nt
Organism: Helicoverpa armigera (cotton bollworm)
Lineage: Eukaryota; Metazoa; Arthropoda; Insecta; Lepidoptera; Noctuidae
Gene: metro
Product: MAGUK p55 subfamily member 7
Exons: 11
Coding region: 511-2295 (594 amino acids)
Cellular component (GO): cell-cell junction; plasma membrane
Molecular function (GO): protein binding
Source: RefSeq, a predicted model, not a curated record
AGAAAAACUUAGGCGCCAGCCGAUGUGUGUAGGCUAUGUAGCAUAGUUAUAUCUUUUUGAGUUAAACUGGCCUGCAACUGCUCUAUAUAAUGAAUAAUUCUUAAUUUUUCUGUUAUAAGUAAUGUUAUAAUGAGUUUUCAAUGUGUUCACUGAAUAAAGAAAUACUGUGAUAAAAUAAUACAAAUAGAUACCGUAGUAUUCACAGCAUCACAAAAAAAAAAUACGAUUAUAAAUCCCUUUGAUAAACAUACCUUUAGCAAAAGUGAUUUUAUCAGUGUGUAAAUUAAAAUUGACAUGUACCUAGAUACACAAGAAACCAUUUCCUAGUGUUUAAAAAAGUGAAUGCCCAUAGAGUUUGAAAUCCAUAGGGCGCGGUUAUGUCCUUAUUAGAUAUAAUUUAGCCUGCAGAUAGAAUAGUUUUAUGAUAUAGAAUACCUAGAGUGUAAAUCAGUAGUUGAAUGUCUGUAUUUUCCAAGGUCCACCUUCUUCUAAUAGUGGCACUUUGUGAUUAUGGACUCUUCAGCUGAACAUUGGGACCCAGCACUCACUCGCCUGCUCGCAUCAUUGAAAGAAGUACAGUCUGGUGGAGAAGAUGUGGCAUUUCUCAGUGAACUGCUGCAGUCUAAACAGCUCCAUGCUCUAGUCCAAGUACAUAACAAAAUAGUAGCUAAAGGCAAAGAUGAUAAAUUCUAUCCUAUUCUCUCCAAUGCCAUGCAAGUUACUCUAGAAGUUUUUGAGCUACUCCAUGAAGUUGUAACAGUGUCAAAAGAAUACGGAGAACUUCUUAGCUUAUUGCAGAAACCACAUUUUCAAGCAAUAUUGUGCACACAUGACGCGGUCGCGCAAAAAGACUAUUAUCCGCAUUUACCAGAUAUCCCACCUGAACUUGAUGAUGAAGAGGAAACAGUGAAAAUCGUUCAAUUAGUUAAAAGUGACGAACCUUUGGGUGGAGCACAGAGUGCAGAGCCAAUAGUGGGCGCAACGAUAAAAACUGAUGAAGAGACCGGCAAAAUAGUGAUAGCUCGUGUAAUGCAUGGCGGUGCCGCAGACAGAUCUGGGUUGAUCCACGCCGGCGACGAAGUAAUCGAGGUCAACGGUAUCAGCGUAGAAAACAAGACGCCUGCCGACGUCUUGUCCAUACUGCAAAGCUCUGAAGGUACUAUUACCUUCAAAUUAGUGCCCUCUUUCGGUAAAGGAGGUUCGCGAGAGAGUAAAGUGAGAGUACGGGCACUCUUCAAUUACAAUUCAUCAGAAGACCCGUACAUACCCUGUAAGGAGGCGGGGCUCGACUUCAAGAAAGGCGACGUUCUGCACAUCGUGUCCCAAGAUGACGCAUACUGGUGGCAAGCGCGAAGAGAAGGCGACAGGGUGAUGAGAGCAGGUUUGAUACCUUCGAGAGCACUUCAGGAAGGUCGUAUCAUACACGAAAGGCAAACGGAUCCACAAACUUUAGAAGGCAAGCCGGCUCUUUGCAGCUCCUCCAAUUCGAACUCGGACUGUGGUCCGAAGACCCCCUGCUCGCCCACACCGACGGCCACCGCACUCCUACCUUGCAAGUCUACACCUAAAGUGAAAAAGGUUAUAUAUGACAUUACAGAGAAUGAUGAUUUUGACCGCGAAAUAAUUCCCACGUACGAAGAGGUAGCGCGGUUAUACCCGCGUCCUGGGAUGGUCAGGCCGAUUGUGUUGGUAGGGGCACCCGGAGUGGGCAGGAAUGAGUUGCGCAGGAGGCUCAUAGCCACCGAUCCUGAAAAAUAUGUCACGCCUAUACCAUUUACGUCUCGACCUCCAAAAGCUAGCGAACAAAACGGCAAAGAUUACAUGUUUGUUAGUCGUGAAAAAAUGGAACAGGAUAUAGGUUAUGGAAAAUUUAUUGAGCAUGGCGAAUAUAAGGGAAACUUAUAUGGAACGUCGGAAGAGAGCGUCGAGUCUAUCAUAAAUUCUGGUCGCGUAUGCGUGCUCAGUCCGCACUGGCAGGCGUUGAAGAUGCUCCGCACGCCGCGGCUCCGGCCGUACAUUGUGUUCAUCAGACCGCCCCCGCUCGAGCGCCUCGUCGAAACCAGGACCGCAGCCAACGCACGCUCUUCCUUCGACAAAGAAUCUUCCAGGGCUUUUACGGAGAACGAGUUCUCGGAGAUGGUGCGGUCGUCGAAUCGCAUCAACUUCUUGUACGGCUACAUGUUCGACGACGAGAUCGUCAACGAAGACCUGGCGGGGGCUCUGUCGCAGCUGCUCAAGGUCGUGUGGCGAGUACAGUCUGAGCCGCUGUGGGUGCCCGCCUCUUGGGUACAGUAAGCGUCUUCACACCUGUAUCUUUCACACGCUCCUUUCAUCGAUUAAUGAUCUUUUGUGCGAAAAACUUCACAUACAUAACCGUUUUCGAGAUCUAGUAAAACUACCAACAAAACAACGGUGGAGAUAUAACAUUUUUUUGGUGUAGAUUCCUGUAAAUAACUGCUUUCUGCGUAAACGCGCCUUAUCCUUGUCGUUAAGCCCGUUUGAACUAGUCAGGGAUGCCAAACUAUACGCAUUCCAUUUGUGACCCGCGGAAAAUUAUUCCCAUAUGCAUGUAAUUAUACUUAAUCAUUUUAAUCAAUGUUUUUAGUUCUUAUAUGUGAGUACGUGCAAAUCUGUAUCUACCAAAGUCUAGUCAAAGUAGACCUCAAGUGUUUACUAUCAUUUAUUAGAAUAACCUUAUUGGCAAUGUACAAGUGGACAAACUUAUGGAGUGUAUAUACAAUAAUAUGUAGGAUAAUAGCAUAAUUUAGCUCAUUCGUGUACAUGUUGUGUAUACCUAUUUUGUUGUUGAAAAUAUGAGUACAAUAUUUAGUUCAAUUUCUUUAGAAGUGGUUCCUUAUUAAAGAUGAAAAGCCUUAAAUAUAUUUUUGCUUAUUAGAUUUUUAUAUAUCAUAUAUAUAUAACGAAGAGGCUUCGCAAAAGAGUUAUGGUAUUUUAUUAACGUGAAUUUAUUAGAUGGAAAUGUUAAACGCAUAUCGUAGGGUUGUUUUGAGCAGCAAUAAGUUUUACUCAAGCAACUUUGGUUUUGCAAAUAAAUGUGUCGCAUAAGAAACACUUGUUAACGAUUCUAAAGUUUCUUAGUCGAAUUAAAGUAAUUGUACCUACUACUGCCUAAACGUAUUUCAGUUGUUUAGGAAUUGCAUCUAUAGUCAUGUAAAUACGAAUUUAAUCUAUUCAAAUACUACUUUUCCACAUAAAUAAGAACUUAUCUAUUGAAUUCAUAAGAAACAAUUCCCAAAAAAAUUUAGAUAAUUGCAACUUUUGAAAUUCCCUAUCACUAACUAAACUUUUUCAUUAAUUACAAAAUUAUUUCAAACCAUAUAAAGCUACGAAAAAAAAACUAUCGUGUAAGUCCAGGAAAUACCCGCUCCAGUAUACCAUAAACGACCAUGCUUCCAGUAAAAUAGUAGCUUAUAAAUACAUUAACUUAAAAAUAAUAUGACAUAAUUAUAUAUUUUAAACAUUGCAAAUUGUAUGCCUACUACAGAUCCCGUUUUGCAGACAAGUUGGAAUUUAUGAUUUUGAGUCUAGAGAUGCGAGAUCACAUCCAUACAGCUUACUUCAGACUAUUCGUCAAAUUUGAUGGCGGUUCGCAAUUAUUUUCUGAGGGUUUCGUAAAGGAACUUGGUUGAAAUUAAAGAUGAUCUUGCUCGUAUGGGUUUAUUGAUGAGACUGACUUUUUACAUUUUUAUUUCUUUUCCUAAGUGACAAAAUUACAUUAAAUCUCAAUACCUAAAAUACAAACUUAUUUGAUAAUUGGAUUCUACUACUUCCCUAACACUACAGAAACGAAACCUACUUAUAAAACUCUACACACUAAUUUAAAAUGUAUAAAUUACAUUAUUAAAAAAAAACAAUAACGAGUUGUUAACUAUUCUUUGUAGGUACCUAAUUUUAGCUCUUGACAAAUUAUUUAAGCCCACCAAGCCUAAAGGGCUUAAUAAAAUUAUACAUAACACAUUAAAAUGAUAAUCUAAUCCCUAACAUCUAAUCCUUAUCUAUUGGCAUUUAUUAAAACUACGCUUCGUUUCACACUUGUUACUUCUAGCAACAUAAACACGUGUGACCCCAUCUUCGCCGGGGUACUUGGCGACAAUCCGACCCAAAGCCCAUUUUCCUGGAGGUUAGAUAUAAUCCAUCCUAGGCUCGUAUUUUGUGCACAUGGUGUUCCUGGAGGACCUUUGAUUACUUCUCCUUUCAUUAUUUGGGCGCAUACGUCAACACCUAGUAACAAAUCCACUCGUUCUGAUUUAUUAAAGCUUGGAUCGGCUAAAGCAAGUCCUUGCAGAUGCAGCUAGGUACUGGUGGAGAUGGUUCGUGACGGUACGUUGGCGGUGAGUCUCGUAGACAUGAUAUAUGUUUUGAUUUUCAGAUUGAAACUAGCGUCGUGUCUUGAUAAUAUUUCGAUUUCUGCAGAAUGUUUAACGUUCGUUUUGGUUGAGCCAAGUCCAGUGAUGGUGCCAAUGAUAGGCGUUCCCUUUACUCGUAGCAUCUGGGCUGCUCUUUCACUCAUAAAUGUAGCUUGUGAGCCGUGGUCGAUCAAAGCACGAAACACUAACACUUGUCCUGUUUCGUUUUUUCUUACUGGCACAAGUGCUGUGGCCAGUAAUGCAGUGGACGCGUUGGCAGCGAUGUGCGAUUAAAUGGUAACUCCGGUCUCUGCUGAUUCUACAGAAUCCUUUGAUGUUUCAAUCUCCUUAUUCAUGUCUCUUGUUGUUGUUUGGCUGCUUGUCUGACUUGGUGACUGAUGCGUAAGAGUAUGAUGUCGCUUGUGAUAUAUACGACAGGAUAUCUUCAGACGACAUCUAUAUGCGGAGUGUCCAGGAGCCAGACAGAAAUUCUAAACACUAAUUUAAAAUGUAUAAAUUACAUUAUUAAAAAAAAAUCAAUAACGAGUUGUUAACUAUUCUUUGUAGGUACCUAAUUUUAGCUCUUGACAAAUUAUUUAAUCUACUGAGGAGUUCCUACUUUGCCGGAGCCGUGUCCCAAAUUGGCUACUAACGCUGAUUUUGAAAAUAAAAGCGAUAUACUGAUUAUCACUACAUAGUGUUAUGUAUUUGCGCGGGAAACGGGGAACAACGCAGUACGUCAAUUAUAUCGCCUGUUGUCGCCUUUCCUUCCCUCUCUGGGUUGUGAGGUAGGCUCGGGGUGGUCGGUAGCAGGCGACAUCACAUCUGGAAUCACGUCGGAGUCCCAGUCUUGGUCUUCACCGGUUGGCUUUGGUACUGAUGUAGACAGUCUUUUUCUUAUUUGGUCCAUAUGUCUGGUGACCUCACCGUUCAACUGCGGCACGUACACAGCGUACAUAAUAUUGCCGAUUUCUUUCUUAAUUAUACCCUCGAGCCAACAGACUUUGUUGUUGUUAAUAUUCUUGGUUAUCUAGACAAUGUCGUUCUCUAUGAAGUCUGGUCUUUGUACACCUCGGUAGUUACAAUCAACAAAUUUUAUUCGUAAAAAGGCGGAAACGCGCGGGACGCAGCCCGCGCACGACGUACCAACGUCACGGCGCGCAUUCGGCGCCAGGUUUACCAACCUAACACAUAGUAAAAAACAAAGUCGCUAAAAAAUCUUCAAAACUACUCAACCGAUUUUCAAGCGGUUUUUUAAUAGAUAGGGUGAUCAAAGAAAAAGUUUUAUAUGUAUAAUGUUAUCCCGUGCGAAACCGGAGCGGGACGCUGGUAUCUUAUACAGUGCCCUUUAAGCCCUUUGCCUUUUCCUCAAAAGCUUUGCCUCAAAAGCUACAUGCUCAGUCACGAUAGAUAAGGACUACUACAAUUGAUAAAGAUAGCGUGCUGUGGGCGGUGUGGGGGUCUAAACUUGUCCCGAUCCCGUUGCUUCUGCCACAAAGUCCUCGCAGAAAGACAGCGUCUCAGGCGUCGGCCUAAUUGACAGCGAUCGUACGAUGACACGAUGCGUUCUCGUCGUGCGAUGAGUUCAAACGUACAGAUUUCAUCAGAGUGUCCUAUUUGAACCUCGCAAGUAAUCGUGCGAGCACACGAAAUGCUUAAUAACGAUCGUACGAUACAUUUGACCGUGCGACCAUAGUCAAAUCAAAGUGACAACAGUCAUUUUGGGUCCAGCUAACCACUUUAGAUGAUGGUAGAACUGCGAUGGUGUCCUGUCCUUUAUCUUUUCAUCAAACAAUUGCCUUAUUCUUUUGUGUUCAGGUACCUCUAAGCGUUUUGUUAAUUCUUCCUUUAGCUUAAGAUAUUUUCCUUCCAUAGGUGGGUUACUAUAAUAUCUUUCACCUUCUCAAUACUUAGUUUCUUUAUCCAGUUGGUUGACAAGAUAGCUGUAUUUUGUUUGAUCGUCUGUGAUUCCAGCUGUCUGGAACUGGGUCUCUGCUAUGGAGAACCAAAUCCUGGUUGUUGAAUACAAAAGGGGCGGGGCAUAAGAUCCUGCCAGUUUUCAUUUUCUUCUAUUUCUCUCUUGGAGAAAGAAAUAGCUAUCUCUAUAAUCCAUUCCUCUAGUUCAUUUUUUUUUCGGCCAGAACUAUUUGUAUUUGGAUUUCAAGUGACGACAUGGUUGGUUAGUAUUUUUAUAGCGGAGAUACUAUUAAUUCCUAUGUUAUUAUUCCUUUCAGUACAAGUAGAUUAUUCACUGGCUGCACAACUUAUUAGACAGUUAAUUGACUAGGAUAGGUAAUCCGUACUUUUAAUCUAAGUAGAAACGGUUAAAAUUAAAAUGUAUGUUUUGAAUUGCUGAGAACGCCUCCAUCACUAUCUUUCCCGUAUGCACCUACGUCAAUGAUGCGAAAUGUGUUGUCUGAAUCGGAGACCGCUAAUUAAACAAUUGAGUAAUUAUUUUUGUAGUUGUAUUUGAGUAGUUGCCUUAUUCUUUUGUGUUCAGGUUUUACUUUUUACAUUUUUAUUUCUUUUCCUAAGUGACAAAAUGACAUUACAUCUUGAAGGUUCAAUACCAACACAAAAUUAUUUGAUAAUUGGAUUCUACUACUUCCCUAACACUGAGCAAUAAGAAAAAAAAAUCGGCAGAAACGACUACUUAUAUAACUCUAAACACAAUUUAAAAUGUGUAAAUUACAUUAUAAAAAAAAUCAAUAACGAGUUGUUAACUAUUCUUUGUAGGAACCUAAUUUUAGCUCUUGACAAAUUAUUUAAUCUACUAAGGAGUUCCUACUUUGCCGGAGCCGUGUCCCAAAUUGGCUACUAACGCUGAUUUUGAAUAUAAAAGCGAUAUACUGAUUAUCACUACAUAGUGUUAUGUAUUAGCGCGGGAAACGGGGAACAACGCAGUACGUCAAUUAUAUCGCCUAUUGUCGCCUCUCCUACCCUCUGUGGUUGUGAGGUAGGCUCGGGGUGGUCGGUAGCAGGCGACGCCACGUCUGGAAUCACGUCGGAGUCCCAGUCUUGGUCUUCACCGGUUGGCUUUGGUACUGAUGUAGACAGUCUUUUUCUUAUUUGGUCCAUAUGUCUGGUGACCUCACCAUUCAACUGCGGCACGUACACAGCGUACAUAAUAUUGCCGAUUUUUUUCUUAAUUAUACCCUCGAGCCAACAGACUUUGUUGUUGUUAAUAUUCUUGGUUAUCCAGACAAUGUCGUUCUCUCUGAAGUCUGGUCUUUGUACACCUCGGUAGUUACAAUCAACAAAUU